CCUUGCUGUAAGAGCCAGUUAAUGGGGAGUUCAUAUAGAAUAAUAAUUUAGAUUAAAAAUGUAUAAAUAUGCUUAAUUUACUUUUAAGAAAUUCAUGAUGAGUAUAUUUUCUAGAAUGUAUAACUUAGUUAAUAUAAAAAGAUGCUUUUAUUGUGAAAAGUAAUUUUGGCUUCUACUACGUAAUUAAUAUUGCCCGUUUGAGUUCUGAUUGCAGUUGGAUACGGUGGAAGCAGCACAAUUUUUUGACCGAUCUGUACCGAGCCUUUCAUUUUUUCUACAAACUGCAAAGGUGGUACAACGAACUUUUGGGACGCAGAGUGCCACUACAUAAAGUCAAAAAAAUUGCUAAUUGGAGCCUCGUUUCGUUUUGCCUGGACAACGCGGCUGAUGAGAAAAGAAGCUCGUGCCUCGCUGAGAGAAAAAAGAGACUGAAACGGGUUACCCUUUGAAUGAUUCUCCAAGAAAAGGUAACGAAGAGGCUUCUUUAUCUUUGAAUAUUGUAAAAAAAAAAGAGACGUUAUACGGAUGAAUGAAGGAGCGCUGACGAAAAUUAACGUUAAAGCCCGUCAGUAAAAUUCCACUGGAUGCAGUUAAUUGUCCGAAUCACGUGUGCAUUUCAGUAACGGAUUCGGUCAAUGUGGAGCUUUCGUGAAAUAUGAACGGUUUGUUUGCACUCAGUUAGAGAAGAAAGGCAACGUUGAAGUACGUGCUUUAAACUUUGUGCCUGCUUACUGCACGUUAACUCCGUGAUUAUAAGAUGGCUGAUGGAAAUGCUGACACGCGUGGUGAGGAUAAACUGGAACAGAAAAGAGAGCGCAAGUUAACUGAGAAGGGCGCUGAGGAGAGAAUACAACGGUUCAUAGCAUUAAGAAGACGAACGUUAGCCACUCUAACCAGCCAAAUUAAAGAAAUAGAGACAUUGAAGUGUGAUGCUCAAAAUGUGGAAAGUGUUCAGCUUAAGAUGGAGAGUGAUUUUGCACAGUCUCUAAACGAGUUUAAUAGGCUCAAUAUGGAAGUUUACAAUCUGUUGUCUGAAGAGGACAAACUCCACGACCAAAAUAAUUGGUACAAACCUAAAAUGGAUCAGAUAACAGGCUUCAUGAAAGAAACUAAAAGAUGGCUGACAGGAGUGCAUGAUUCCACAGAGGGGGAAAACCUGAUAGAUGAAGAAGAUACUGUUUUGCCUGGUGACAGUGUUUCACAGAUAGGGUCCAGUAAUGUUGUUAAAGCACACUCUCAUGUAAGUAACAUUUCCAACACCUCACGUGUAUCGUCCACACGUGCCCGUCAGGAAGCAGAGCAUGCCGCUCUAAUGAAACGACAAGAAGCGUUGAAGAAAAAACAGGAGCUUGAAUUCCAAGAAAUUAGAAUUAAAGCUGAAAAAGAAGAAUUAGAACUGGAGACGGCAUUAGCUGAAAGCCAAGCAAGAAUACAAGUGCUUAAAGAGUAUGAAACAUUGGAAGAUGACAGAGUUAGUCACGUGUCAGUGCAAAAAUCAAUAAGUGGAAACAUAAAGAAGGAAAGAUUUAGCAUGUCGCUACCGCAACAUGCUACAAUGAAUGUUCGAGCACCAAGACAAGUGCAGCGCACACAAAUACCACAACUACCACCGCCAGUUUCAAACCAAACUUCUAGAACACAAACAGGGAAUGACAUUGUAUCAGUUAUGCAGAAGCAGAACGCAAUAACUGAAUUGCUAGUAAAGCAACAACAGCUUUCGCAGUUACCAACAAAGGACAUUUCUGUGUUCAAAGGUGAUGCGCUGCAGUUCAAGUCUUUCAUGAGAGCAUUUGAACAUGCCAUAGAGCAGAAAACAGACAAUGACCAAGAUAAACUAUACUUCUUGGAACAGUUCACAGAUGGUGAGCCCCAAGAGCUCGUUCGUAGUUGCGCUCAUAUGACACCAUGCAAGGGCUACAAAGAAGCGACUUCUGCAUAAGCAUUAUGGAGAUGAGCUUCGGAUCGCCAGUGCGUACAUGGAGAAAGCUCUCAAAUGGCCACAAGUGAAAGCAGAGGAUGGGAAAGCAUUAAAUGCUUACGCAAUGUUCCUGAUAGGAUGUCGUAACUCUAUGGAAGAUAUUGAGUUCUUGGAAGAGAUGGAUAAUCCUACCAAUCUGCGCGCAUUGAUAUCCAAACUACCCUACAAAAUGAAAGAACGUUGGCGAACAGAAGCUUUCAACCUCAAAGAACAACGUGGUCACAGGGCCAGAUUUACUGAUUUGGUGAACUUCAUAGACCGCCAAGCUAAAAUAGCAAUUGAUCCUCUCUUUGGUGACAUAUCUGAUAGUCGCUCACCCAUAGCUGCUAAGAUGAACCAAAAAGGAAAGCAGGCAGUGAAAAAGGAGUUUCGUGGAAGCAGUUUUGCAACCAACGUUGUUCCUGAAUCCAAAGAGCCUCAAGAAAGAACUGCCAAGGUCAAGCCUGCUAGCAAUGGAAAAGCGGUGAAUGCCUUUGAUAAACCCUGUCUGUACUGUCAGCAGUCACACGCUCUUGCUUCAUGCAGUAAGAUCAAAGGCCAGUCUCAUCAAGAACGAGUGGAAUUCCUGAAAUCAAAGGGUCUAUGUUUUGGUUGCUUGAUCCCUGGACAUCUCAGUAAAUCCUGUAAACGAAAAAUGGAGUGCAAAGAAUGUGGAUUUAAGCACCCUGAUAUUCUGCACAAAGAAAAAGAUUGCAGUUCCGCCUCACCAAGAAAGAAUGAUGGCGUUACUGGUGAAGAGUUGCUAGCUGCUGAGGUUCCCAUCACACAGGAGUCUUGCGCCCUCACAGGGGCCGGAGAAGCUGAUUGUGUGCUGUGGAUAGUACCGGUGAAGGUCAAGUCGAAAAAUAGUGAACAGUAUGUAGAAACGUACGCCUUUCUAGACCCGGGAAGCACGGCGACAUUCUGUACGGAAGACCUGCAAAAGAAAUUGAAUGUGCAAGGGAAACCAACCAAAAUACGUCUCAGCACCAUGGGUCAAGAUGCACCAGAAAACCAGAAGCUCAUGGAUAGUAUGGUUCUAUCAGAGCUCAAAGUGUGUGGGCUGGAGGACAGUAUGUAUGUCGAGUUGCCCAAGGUGUUUACUCACAGCAGCAUACCUGUUCAUACCGGAAACAUUCCCAAGCAGUCUGAUAUCCAACAGUGGCCUUACCUAAGUGAAGUGAACUUGCCAGAGUUAAAAGCUGAUGUAGGCCUACUUAUUGGAGCAAACUGUUCAAAAGCGAUGAAGCCCUGGCGCAUCAUUAACGGCCAGGAUGGAGGUCCUUACGCCAUCAAGACAACCAUAGGUUGGGUUGUGAGUGGACCUGUAAGGAGAAAUGAAGUGGAGAAUGAAACACCUCACUCAUUUGUGAACAGAAUCUCAUUGGUGGAGAUAGAGAACCUGUUGAUCCAACAGUAUAACACUGACUUCCCAGAACGCAAUUAUGAGGACAAGGAAGAGCUGUCUCAAGAAGACAAAGCUUUUUUGCGGUCUGUGGAAAAGACAACAGUUUUUAAGAAUGGGCAUUACUGUGUCGGAUUGCCACUCCGUAAUGAGAAGCUCCAGAUGCCUAACAAUCGUAGUGUGGCAGAGCAACGCAUUGCGUCUUUGGAAAGGAAGUUCAGGAAGAGUCCUGAGUUCUUUGAAGAUUACAAGAACUUCAUGGAAGCAAUCAUUACCAAGGGCUAUGCAGUCCGGGUUCCAACAAACCAACUGACCCGAGAGGACAACAGGGUGUUCUAUAUACCGCACCAUGGAGUCUAUCACCCGAAAAAGAAGAAGCUUCGGGUGGUAUUUGACUGCACAUCCUCCUACCAGGAUCGGUGUCUGAAUAGUGAGUUGCUCCAGGGGCCCGAUCUGACCAACACGUUGGUUGGUGUCCUCCUCAGAUUCCGGGAGGAGCCUGUAGCAAUAAUGGCAGACAUUGAGUCAAUGUUCUACCAAGUUAAUGUGCCAGAACAUGAUGCAGACUUACUUCGCUUUCUUUGGUGGCCCAACGGUAGAUUAGAUGAGCCAAUGGAGGAAUUCCGAAUGGCAGUGCAUCUUUUUGGAGCCACUUCUUCUCCAAGUGUGGCCUCAUAUGCACUGAGAAGAACUGCGGAGGAUCACAGGGACACUGUAUCUCCAAACGCAGUUCAGACAGUCCUGCGCCAUUUCUAUGUAGACGACUGCCUGAAAAGUGUAGCCACAGAAAACGAUGCAGUGAGACUGGUCAAAGAACUUCAAACUUUGUGUAGCAGUGGAGGGUUCACCUUAACGAAAUGGAUGAGCAACAGCAGAAAAGUGCUAACAUCAAUCCCUGCAGAGCACAGAGCCACUGAAGUCAGAGACCUGGAUUUACGACACGACACUUUACCAGUGGAAAGAACACUUGGUGUCCAGUGGGACACAGAAUCGGAUACCUUCCUGUACAAAAUAGAGCUGCAAAAUAAGCCAGUGACCAGAAGAGGUAUCUUGUCAAUCGUACACUCCAUCUACGAUCCUCUUGGCUUUCUGGCACCGGUUAUUUUGCCUGCUAAACUUUUGUUGAAAGAUCUCUGUAAGGAACAUCUUGACUGGGAUGAAAAACUUGAUGGAAAGCAUGCUAAAGAGUGGAGCAGAUGGCUUGAAGAUGUCACCUACCUCUCCAACUUUCAUGUGAGUAGAUGUUUGAAACCCAUCAACUUCGGAUGCACUACUUCAGCGCAGUUGCAUCAUUUUUCAGAUGCCUCAGAAUACGCCUACGGCACUGUGUCUUAUCUACUGCUGGAAAAUGAACAUGGCGAGAAACACUGUGCUUUCCUUAUGGGAAAAGCAAGAGUGUCCCCACUGAAGAAAGUCACAAUCCCUAGGCUUGAGUUGACCGCGGCAGUUGUCGCAGUGAAGGUCGACAAGAUGUUGCAUGAAGAAUUGCAAAUACUACUGCAACAAUCUGUCUUCUGGACAGACAGCAUUACGGUGCUUAGAUACAUCGACAGUGACACGGCACGUUUCAAAACGUUUGUUGCUAACAGAGUUUCAAUGAUCCGAGAAGCAACCAAGCCCUCACAAUGGAUGUAUGUUGGAACAAAUGAUAAUCCUGCAGAUCAAGCCAGCAGAGGCCUGAAGGCAAAAAGCUUGGUCGAAGGAGGAAUGUGGAUGAGUGGACCAGAUUUCCUGCUGAAUGAGAAGGAUUGGCCAGAACAGCAGCGAAAGAAGGAAAGCCUAGAAGAUGAUCUGGAGGUCAAGAAUACAGUCGCUGUUCACAUGGUCAAAGUUGAAGAAGGUAUGGCACCAAUGAACCAGCUACUUACCUAUCACUCGGAUUGGAACAAACUGAAACGAUCAGUGGCUUGGAUUGUAAAGGUAAAGGAUGCUCUGAGGGAGCAUAAAGAAGAACGCAAAAAGGCAUUAAGAACAAUCAGCCAGACCGAACUUGACCCUGAAAAACAAAGAAAAAAGUUAGAACAACAUAUGAAGAAAUUUCAAACUAAAAAGACAAUACUCACCUUGGAUGAUCUGGACGCUGCUGAAACAGAAAUAAUACAGUUCAGUCAAAGACAACACUUUGAGGAAGAAAUCAAGGUCCUGAGAAAUGGAAGCCAACUCAGCCGCAACAGUGUGCUGUAUAAACUUGACCCGAUCCUUCAAGAUGACACCUUAAGAGUAGGUGGAAGACUUAACAAGUCUGCUAUGCCAGAAAGUGCCAAACACCCAGUGAUUCUUUCUAAACAUAGCAAAGUUGCCACUUUGAUCUUGAGAGACGUACAUCAAAGAACAGGCCACUGUGGACGCAAUUAUGUGUUGGCACAAAUAAGAAAGAAAUAUUGGAUUCCACAAGCCAAUUCCGCAAUCAGGAAGAUCAUUGGUCAAUGCGUAGUGUGCCGUCGGAUGACUGGCAAGGUUGGUGAGCAAAAGAUGGCAAGCUUACCUGAAGAUCGCCUCCUUCCAGAUCAACCUCCUUUCACGAACACUGGUGUUGAUUACUUCGGCCCGUUUGAGGUUAAACGGGGCCGGGGUACUGUCAAGAGAUACGGGGUAAUGUUCACGUGUCUCACUCUCCGAGCUGUGCACAUUGAAAUUGCUGACAGCCUAGAUACGGACUCCUGCAUAAACGCCAUCCGCCGUUUUGUAUGUAGGAGAGGUCAAGUUACCACCAUGAGGUCAGACAAUGGCACAAAUUUUGUGGCGGCUGAACGAGAGCUAAGGGAAGCCAUCCAACAGUUGGAUAAUGAAAGGAUUGAGAGAGUCCUACAACCAAAGGGGAUAAAGUGGAUAUUCAACAGCCCAGCUGCUUCUCAUCAAGGUGGGGUUUGGGAGAGGCAAAUUCGCACUGCACGAAGAAUCCUCAAUUCCCUACUGAAAGAUCAGUCAGUCAACGACGACGGUCUACAUACAGUAAUGUGUGAAGUUGAGAGUAUAAUCAAUGGUAGGCCGCUCACAAGUGUUUCAGAUGAUACCAAUGAUAUUGAGCCUUUAACCCCGAACCAUUUGCUACUUCUGAAGGCUCAACCAAACCUGCCUCCAGGUGUCUUCAGCAAAGAUGACGUCUAUACCAGAAGAAGGUGGAAGCAAGUCCAAUAUCUCGCAGACUUAUUCUGGGCUCGUUGGACACGCGAGUAUCUUCCACUUCUUCAGGAGCGACAGAAAUGGCUGAAGCCUAGAAGAAACUUCAUGACAGGCGAUGUAGUGCUUUUGGUGGACAGUUCCUCCCCCCGCAACUCCUGGAUCAUGGGAAGAGUAGUUGAAACACUGCCAGACUCAAAUGGAACAGUGAGAAGAGUGAAGUUGAAGACCAAUACCAGCACGCUGGAGCGACCUGUGAACAAGCUAUGCCUGCUUCAGGAAGCUACGCCAGAGGACUAAUGAAGAAGACAAGUUGAUAUGUGGACAUUCUUUUAUUUGAGGAUUUGGCUCUUGAUGUUUUAAGUUUAUAAUUGCUUCGUUUUCCAACCUAACCAAUUAGGGGCCGGGUAAUGUAAGAGCCAGUUAAUGGGGAGUUCAUAUAGAAUAAUAAUUUAGAUUAAAAAUGUAUAAAUAUGCUUAAUUUACUUUUAAGAAAUUCAUGAUGAGUAUAUUUUCUAGAAUGUAUAACUUAGUUAAUAUAAAAAGAUGCUUUUAUUGUGAAAAGUAAUUUUGGCUUCUACUACGUAAUUAAUAUUGCCCGUUUGAGUUCUGAUUGCAGUUGGAUACGGUGGAAGCAGCACAAUUUUUUGACCGAUCUGUACCGAGCCUUUCAUUUUUUCUGUAAGUGUACUUUUUUGAGUUCUUUAAGUAAACAUCAUAAAGAAGACUUGGUUUCAGUCGAGUGAUUCAAAUAUUGGUUGUUAGACAAACUGCAAAGGUGGUACAACGAACUUUUGGGACGCAGAGUGCC
This is a messenger RNA of Gambusia affinis (western mosquitofish), 7293 nucleotides long. RefSeq lists its product as uncharacterized. The record is from RefSeq and is a predicted model, not a curated record. Gene Ontology annotation, biological process: DNA integration. Bases 1977 to 6782 code for a protein of 1601 amino acids. The transcript has 2 exons. Gene Ontology annotation, molecular function: nucleic acid binding. NCBI's taxonomy places the organism in Eukaryota, Metazoa, Chordata, Actinopteri, Cyprinodontiformes, Poeciliidae.